Diceros bicornis minor is the source of this 4416-nucleotide messenger RNA. Its product is annotated as cytochrome P450 2D14-like. The coding region runs from base 1182 to 2684 and encodes 500 amino acids. The record is from RefSeq and is a predicted model, not a curated record. Lineage: Eukaryota; Metazoa; Chordata; Mammalia; Perissodactyla; Rhinocerotidae. Gene Ontology annotation, cellular component: intracellular membrane-bounded organelle; cytoplasm. The transcript has 9 exons. Gene Ontology annotation, biological process: arachidonate metabolic process; xenobiotic metabolic process. Gene Ontology annotation, molecular function: oxidoreductase activity, acting on paired donors, with incorporation or reduction of molecular oxygen, reduced flavin or flavoprotein as one donor, and incorporation of one atom of oxygen; iron ion binding; heme binding.
CAUCCUAUGCUAAGCCACCCUAGUCCCCUGAGCUUCCUGGCAGCUCAGUCAACAAGGGCAACUGCCCACCCCACAUUCCUCCAAGUCAGGAAAGUGCACACAGGCACGAGGAGAUUCAUCACCUGGGUGGCCUCAUGAGCUAGGAGGUCAAGGACCAGUUUGUAACCAACUUAGGAAGGGUCUCCUGGCCAUUGAACUCGCUGGUUGGGUGACUAGGAUGGUCUGAAAGCAACUCUGCUGCCUCCCCACUCCCGGAUUCAAAAGUGCCUCAGCCACAAGCAGUUGGAAACUGAGGAAACUGAGCCAGGUGCCAGCCAGGUGAGGGUCCUCAGCAUCACUGCCAGCCGCCUACAUGCGGAGAGAGAAGGGGUCGGGAGGAUUGACUCCAGGCAACCACUGAGAAGAGGUGCCUUGGUGUUGGGUCUGUGUGUGUGUGUGUGUGUGUAUGGUACAUGUAGUAAUGUGUGUGUAUAUGUGUUUUUGCGGGUGUGUAAAUGUGUGUGUGCAUGUGCUGUGUGUCAGUCUUUGAGCAAGUGGGUAGUGUCUGAAUGUGUGAGUGUGUGAUCUGUGUCUGUGUGUACUGAGUGUACUAGUAUGAAAAGUGGGACAUGGAGAACUCAUCCCCCCCAACCUCCCUGUUGUCCCUCUGAUCGUUGUGCCCUCCCUGAGAGUGCCAGUAAAAAACCUGGGAGGUGAAGGUCACUCAGGAGGAGGCAGGUGAGACAUCGGAAGGCAAGAAUGUGUUCUGGGGAUGAGGCUGUGACCACGUUAGGGAGUGUGAGCCUGAUAUGACAGGUGGGGGGAGGGUCAAGUCCAAAGACCCCUGGUGCUUCCUCGGAGCCUGCACAAUGCUGGGGAGUAGGCUGGGAGUGGGGACAUAUUGUCUCUCCCCCACCCCCACCCAGGAUAUGCACCAGGAAAGGGCAGCAGGGACAGGACAUCUGUGGCCUCCCCUGCACUGAGCUUCCCCUGCCCCCCCUGCACCCUCUGGCAGCUCAGUCACGCCAAGAAGUUGGCUCAGGGUAGAGGACAAAGGCCAGUCUCAGCUCCCUUCAUAAAGAGGGCCCAGGCUGCUCAGCCCUCAGGGUUGGUGAGAGUGCCCUGCCUGGCCAGGACCUAGGUGCCUGGUGUGGUGAGGGGUCCAGUGUGUCCAGAGGAGCCCAGUGCUCACUGAGGCAGCCAUGGGGCUGCUGACCGGGGAGACCCUGGGGCCCCUGGCCGUGGCCGUGGCCAUCUUCCUGCUCCUGGUGGACCUGAUGCACCGACGCCACCGCUGGGCCCCACGCUACCCACCAGGCCCCAUGCCCCUGCCUGGGCUGGGCAACCUGCUGCAGGUGGACUUCCAGGACACGCAUUGCUGCUUUACUCAGCUGCGGCGCCGCUUCGGGGACGUGUUCAGCCUGCAGCUGGCCUGGACGCCCGUGGUCGUAGUCAACGGGCUGGCGGCCAUACGCGAGGCGCUGGUCGACCACAGCGACGACACCUCCGACCGCCCACCUGCGCCCAUCUUCGAGCACUUGGGCUUUGGGCCGCGCUCCGAAGGGGUGGUCUUUGCCCGCUAUGGACCCGCUUGGCGGGAGCAGCGGCGCUUCUCCGUGUCCACCCUGCGCAACUUCGGCCUGGGCAAGAAGUCACUGGAGCAGUGGGUGACCGAGGAGGCCUCGUGCCUCUGCGCCGCCUUCGCAGACCAGGCCGGACGCCCCUUUAGCCCCAACGCCCUCCUGAAUAAAGCGGUGGGCAACGUGAUCGCCUCCCUCACCUUUGGACGCCGUUUCCAGUACCACGACCCGCGCUUCAACAAGCUAUUGGACCGAACACUGUACUUUCUGAAGGAAGACACAGGCUUCCUGCCAGAGGUGCUGAACACGAUCCCCGGGCUCCUGCGAAUUCCGGGGCUGACUGCCAAGAUCUUUCCUGGGCAUAGGGCCUUCAUGGCCCUGCUGGAUGAGCUGAUUGCUGAGCACAGGAUGACACGGGACCCGGCCCAGCCUCCCCGAGACCUGACUGACACCUUCGUGGACCAGGUGGAGAAGGCCAAGAGGAACCCCGAGAGCAGCUUCAAUGAUGAGAACCUGCGCCAGGUAGUGACUGACCUGUUCACUGCUGGGAUGGUGACCACCUCGACCACACUGGCCUGGGCCCUCCUGCUCAUGAUCCUGCAUCCGGACGUGCAGCGCCGUGUCCAACAGGAGAUCGAUGAGGUGAUAGGACAGGCACGGCGCCCAGAGAUGGGGGACCAGACCCACAUGCCCUUCACCAUGGCCGUGGUCCAUGAGGUGCAGCGCUUUGGGGACAUCAUCCCACUGGGCUUGCCCCACAUGACAUCCCGUGACAUUGAAGUGCAAGGCUUCCUCAUCCCCAAGGGGACAACACUCAUCACCAACCUGUCAUCGGUGCUGAAGGACGAGACCGUCUGGAAGAAGCCCUUCCGCUUCCACCCCGAGCACUUCCUGGACGCCCAGGGCCGCUUCGUCAAGCAGGAGGCCUUCAUGCCCUUCUCAGCAGGCCGCCGCUCGUGCCUCGGGGAGCCCCUGGCCCGCAUGGAGCUCUUCCUCUUCUUCACUUGCCUCCUGCAGCGCUUCAGCUUCUCGGUGCCUGCUGGGCAGCCCCGCCCCAGUCGCCAUGGCAUCUUUGGCAUCGUGGUGAACCCGUGCCCUUACCAGCUCCUUGCUGUGCCCCGCUAGAGGGGGACGCCAACCCCCUAACCUGCUCCUUGAAGGGGCCCUGGUGUCCAAUAAACCAGUGUGAUGGCUCCAACAUGGCUUGAGUCCCACCUGGGCCCCCUGAUCAGCCCCUGGCAGAGAGGCAGCCUCAGCAGCCUCCCCAAGGCCAGCUCCUACCCCUGCCUGAUCCAGCCUCACCUGCCAUUUGACCCCAUUUGAGAGAUGGGGAUACUGAGGCUCAGAAGGGACAGCUUACCCCCUAGUCUCCCAUGGAGACCCAGAACUGGCUGCCCUGGUUGGUGACUAAGUCCAUGUAGAAGUCUUGACUCCUGGGUGUCAGGAAGCAUGAGGAGUGUGAAUGGGCUUCUGAUAGGAAUCAGCCCAAUCCCUGGCUGGGUGAGCACCCUCAGCUUCAGGGAUUCACUACAAGGACUCACAGGAGUCAGAAAAGCUGUUACACUCACAGUUAUCGUUUUUCCAGAGAAAGGAUCGCGAUAGAAUCAGCAGUGGUCAAAGGCACAUAGGGCUGGCCCGGUGGCUUAGCAGUUAAGUGCGCGCGCUCCGCUACUGGUGGCCCGGAUUCGGCUCCCGGGUGUGGACCAACGCACCGCUUCUCCGGCCAUGCUGAGGCCGCGUCCCACAUACAGCAACUAGAAGGGUGUGCAACUAUGACAUACAACUAUCUACUGGGGCUAUGGGGGAAGAAAAAAGGAGGAGGAUUGGCAAUAGAUGUUAGCUCAGAGCCGGUCUUCCUCAGCAAAAAGAGGAGGAUUAGCAUGAAUGUUAGCUCAGGGCUGAUCUUCCUCACCAAAAAAAAAAAAAGGCACAUAGGUGGAGUUCAGGAAGAGCGGGCACAAGCUUCCAGCUGUCUCUCCCAGAGGAUUUGUGCAGACAGUGCUCAGUUCUCCCAGCAAUGAUGUGGGACACAGCAGAGAGUAUCGCUCACCAGGGAACCUGACCCAAGUCUGGGUGUCCAGGGAUUUUGUUGGGGAUCAGUCACUUAGAUUCGGAGAGCCUCGUGGCUGACCUCAGUUACUCAGUGUCCAGCCCCUGUCAAGGUUGAACAGUGUGGCCCCAGGUCCCCCCCCCCAUCAAUCACAUUGUUGGCAGAAACUUUGUGGUGUGACCCCAGGCCCCAGGUACAGAGAUACUCUUGUCAGGCAGGUCAUCCCAAGGGUGUAGGGGAUGUUUCCCCAGAGCUUGUCAAGGGCCAGGCGCUGUUUUUGGAAUGUGCAGGGAUGGAAAACCCCAAACCUGAGUAAACUUUUUACUGCACAGGCCACCCCCCUGGUUUUUGGCUCCUACAGCAAAAUGGUCACAUUUCUUUGAGUAUCUACAUUUUGUGUGUAUAUGAAGUAAAAUACACACAACAUAAAAUUUGCCAUCUUAAUUAUUUUUGUGUACAGUUCAAUCCUAUUUAGUUCUCAUAUUGUUAUGUAACCAUCACCGCAUCCAUCUCCAGGACUCUUUUCACCUUCAAAAGUGAAACUCUGUCCCCCUUAGACAAUAACUCCCCAUGCCCCCUCCCCAUAGCCCCCUGCAAUCACCAGUCUGCUUUCUGUCUCUAUGAAUUUGACUAUCUAGGGGCCUCACAUAAGUGGAAUCAUACAGUAUUUGCCUUUUUGUUACUGACUUUUUCACUUAACACGAUGUCCUCAGGGUUCAUCUAUGUUGUGACAUGUGUCAGAAUUUCUUUCCUUUUUUUAGGCUGAAUAAUACUCCAUUGUAUGUAUACACCACAUUUGCUUAUCCC